ACUACAAAACUAAAAACGUAAAGAGUAAAAACAAAAUAAAAAAUAUUUGACAGUAAAAAAAUAUUAUUGUAUAAAAAAUUCUGAAGCGCUUUAAAGAAUAAAAAAGUUAUAGUUAAGAAAUUAUUUUCAUUUUACCUUACCUUGUGGCGCACACUAUUAACGUGCUACCGUGUAAUGGCGUAUCAUUUUAGUGCUAAUCAGUUCGAGAAGGCUUACAGCGCCAAACGUCUAUGCAAUUGGGAGUUACCGAAGUGGUAUCCACCAAAACCGCGCUCCCACAAGAAGCCGACGAUAAUAAUUGCUGGCAAUAACGGGCAUUUACUGUGCAGUGCCGAACGCACCGAUAAAAAUCCCUGGGGCUACUUUCGCAGCACUUACGAGCUACCACGUAAAAUCACUCGUAAAUUUGCCGACGAAUACAACGAGUGUCUGAUUAGAAAACAUAAAUGGCGAAAUUUUCCGCGUAAAAAAACGGUUUGUGGAAAAAAAGAUGAACCACCGAAAUGUGAAGAUAAAUGCGAAACCGUCAGACGUCUAUUCAGUCCAGGUGAGCAAGGCAUUGGAAAGUGCGCUAAGGGUCAAGAGAAAAAACUACCGAAAAACCUCUUGACUUGCCUUUCUUUUUUAUAUAAGCGUUGCGAUUUAGAGUACGUGCCUGGUGAUUUUACGCCCUACGAACAACAACACCCCACGCGUGACCAAUUGCUGCGGCAAAAGUACGAACGCGACCAUAAUAUAGAACCCGAACUGCCAUUGGAUAAGCUCAAACUUGGAGAUCACCUUUGUAAUUCGGUGAAGCCGGACGUUACGCUUACGCGUCCACUGAUACUACAGUUGACGCGUGUAUCUUCACCAACCGCGAACGCUGCAAAUACUUCUGAGCUGGAACUCAUUGUGCCGACUGUAUCGAAAAUUGACCUAAUGCCACAAGUGCAGACGGAAACGUCGUUAUUGCCGCAAACAGCUGGUUUGACGGAUUCCGUUGGACCAAGUUUGGAAUAUUUUAAAAAGAAAUUCGGUUAUCAAAGUCCGGAUUCAACAGCGCUACAAGAACUUGAGCAAAAAAUGCCACUCAAAUCAAUUACAGCGAAACCCAACGAGCGUUCCCCAUCGCCCAUCAUACCGCCCUAUGCUAACUUCGAACUAGCUAAACGCAUGCAUCAUGACAAUUUGGACCAUCAACCGCUGCCAGAUUGUGUGGUGGACAUGGCGUUUCGCAAGCGCCAAAUCACGGGUGAGCAUCCCGGCUUAGCGCUCGAUAUUGCGCCAUUCGCCACAGGUGUAGGCAUCAGAACGCAUAAUGCUGGUCCCACACAUUGUACGAAAAUGAAAGUUUUUCGACCACGCACCUGCGGCGUUGUACCCAAAGCUUAUGCUGGUGAUUUAACGCGCGCGAUUUCCUCGGCGCAACCGGAUAAACCAAUGACAGCUAUGGAUUUGGCCAUCGGUUGGGACUAUAGACCCGGCAAUCCGGCGGACGAACCACGACCACCGCCACAUAUCGACGGUUCGGCUGAUACCGCCGGCCCCGCUGUGUUCAAUUAUGUAAAAACACCACGCGAUGAGCCGACCACAGAUCUUGGACGCUCGGCGGGUGUAUUCAACAGUACGCUCGGCGAAACGGGCUUUUUCGAUAAGGACAUCAUGCGUCGCAAAUCGGACUUUGGCGGUCGUGCGUUGAUUGAACGCGAGACGGACUGUCCCUGUAGCACGGAUGAUUGUUUGGUGCGCGCGGCACCACCACGUGCGCGCAGCGUAACGCGCGAUUGUGCAAUGCCUGCAAAUCGUCUAAGCAAGCAAUAUCAAUCGUCACCUAACAUCAUAGCCGAGGAGGGAUACCGUGCAUUGCGCCAGAAAUAUCUCGGCGGCAGCGGCGGUAGUAUGGCAGCUUCCUGUGAAGCGCUCGCACCCGAGCGCGGCUGUAGACGUUCAAAACAAAAUAUGGGUGCGCCGGGCUUUCUGAGCCGUGCGCGCUCACGUCUAUGCCAUAAAGUAGCACCCGAGCCACCGCGUUGUUACCACGCAGCACCGCCGCCGCGUUCCAACUGUAAAGCGCCAUUUCGCGUUGGUGUACCCAAAUACAGUGCGGCCGGUCAUUUUAUUAGUACGGACAGCGGCUGCAGUAUGGCAUCGCACAAUGCCAGUCGUGUGCUGGUAGUGCCGCGUCAACGUGAUCCUUACGCCAAACGGAAUUAUGAUAUUGAUACUUUGGUGCCACCAUUUCGUUGCUUUGGUGGCGGUGCUGGCGAGGGCGGCUAUCCAGAGCAUUGGCGUUUGGCCAGUGUAUAUCAACAUGCCUAUAAACCGCUCGAGCAACGACGUCGGCCACUACUGCAGACAGUUUAUAAGUAAUCCAUGACUUAGUCA
Molecule: messenger RNA, 2367 nt
Organism: Zeugodacus cucurbitae (melon fly)
Lineage: Eukaryota; Metazoa; Arthropoda; Insecta; Diptera; Tephritidae
Exons: 4
Coding region: 175-2352 (725 amino acids)
Biological process (GO): cilium organization
Cellular component (GO): ciliary basal body
Source: RefSeq, a predicted model, not a curated record